AAUUCAUUGCACGAUCCAAUGAAAUGGCUCACCGUUUUCCGUCAGAAAUUUAAUUUAUGCUCUCGAUUGAUCUUCUCAUCCUAAAUUUAGCGGCGAAACGUUUGGCAAAAGUUAAUUACUACCCGUUCGGAAAACAAGUGUGGGAAAUAUUAAUGAGCAGUACGCAAUUUUUGCAGUCAUUAAUUCAAUGUAUUGGGAGUGAUUGUCAAAACCCUGUAUCAUAGCAGAAACCUAAUUAUUAUCAUUGCUGCGCGACAAUAACGAAUUUUCGUAAGAAAUGGGCAACGGGACAUAUUGGAAGUGAGUUGGGUCGGUUAUCAGAACAUGGCCGUUGUUCUAACCACCUGAAUGCAAUCGCGAAUCUGAGAAAAAAACAAUAUCUCAAUUGAGAAAUAAAACUAAGCCACAGAUUUUCCUUCCAACCCAUAAAAAUGUCAGUGUUCCAGUGAAAUCUAGUUGUAACCCCUGGAUCGUGACAAAAAUGAACAAAAUUCAAUGUGUACUUUUUCCCCUAUUUUUAACCACGAAUAUCCGAUGAAAAACAGCGAUAAGGGUUUUAUCGUAUCCGGCCGCAUGGAUUCGACCGCAAAGUCAGGUUCCCGGCGUCCCAAGCGCGGAUCCAGCCGUCGUUGUCACAUAAUCCAUCGACCCGAACAGCACGAAAAUAUAGCAGUGAUUUCCAAGGAGGGUGGGAAAAUUGAUAGAAGUGCGCCAGCAAAUCUGGAAACUGCUCGAAAAAUGCUGGCCAAGCAGGAGAGCCCAAUGAAUCCCUACAAUAAAUUCGAGUAUCCAAUGAUCCCAUAUCAGUUAACGCUGAGACUCGAGGAACUGAUGGCAAUUCCCGGUAACUUGAAAUCCCCAGCGUGUGGUCCUCCACUAAAGACACCUAUUGAGGGUUGUUCCCAGCAUCCAAAGGAAGCAUCCAUCAGGCUGGAUGAAGCUGUUCACUCAGACGUAAUUGGAUUUGACGGAUUUGCGUGUAUGGGAGAAAGCAGACGGGAGUUCUAUUAUGCAGUUAAAACUAGAGUGGAAAGUGCCGUCAAGAGACACAAAAUAUUUUUAAUACGCGGAGAUUUACCAAUGCUUGUGAGAGCACUUGAAACACGUGGCUGGGUGCAGAAGUAUGAAUCCGUUAAAACCCGAAUGCUACCCUAUGCAGGCAUUAUGAGUGUGGAUUCAAAAUCAUUGGGUGAUGUCAUCCAGGGAGACGGUUCACUGAACGAGAAAGCACUUGUUUUUGCUCUUCUACGCAAUACACCACCCGACUUCAUUUGGGACUGCCGCAAUGACUUUGUUGAGUGGGACCCUUCCGUCAAGCACAAUGUGCUUUUGAAUCGUUUCGAAAGAUCCUCGGUUUAUACAUCAAAAUUGGGUAUGGCUCGCAUACUUGAACAGGCGCACUGGUUUUAUGAAGAAGAUGUAUCAAGCCUCGAGUUUCCACGUAGUUACAAUCCAGCUAGGGAUGCAAAUGCAUUUUUAGAGGAUUUUCGUCGUACGGCAGCCGCUGGCUUGUUAAAGUGGUUUGUCAUGAGAAUUCAAGAAGGGCUGAGUAUUGUUGUGGAGGAAAGUCAAACGAUUCCCAUCAGUAGACUGGAAUUUGCAGCGAAAAUAUGUCAGAGGUAUUUAGUUGAUAUUGAGCAUGAGAAUAUUGAUCAAGUGGAGACGCCAGAGACUACGGAUGACGAGUGGAAUACUUUCCUUGAAGAUUAUUCAAGCGUUAUUCACAGGGGCUUUGGAAUAUCCAAUAUUGAGGAGGAUGCUCCAGCGAAACUCGAGAAAUGCUAUUUACUGGCAUCGGAGACGCUAAAAAAACUUAGCGAGUGCGACCCGCAGUAUGAGCUCAAUGGAAUGAGAAAUAUUUGGAUUUUAAAGCCAAGUGAUCUGUGCUGUGGCACUGGCAUCAGUAUCUCUCACUGUAUCAAAGAUAUCUAUCGCCGAGUUGACUCCAAACCCAAAGAUUACUUUAUCGUACAAAAAUACAUCGAAAAACCACUUCUAAUUCGAGAAACGAAAUUUGACAUUCGUCUGUGGUAUCUCGUGAGCAACACACUUCCCUUAACCAUAUGGCUAUUCAAAGAAGCGCUGUUAAGAUUCAGCUCGAAGCCCUACUCGGUUUCCACUUAUCACGAGGCAAUUCAUCUCUGCAAUACCGCAAUUCAGCAGAAAUAUGACUACGAGAAGCGGCGGAGACGUAAAAGGGGAAAUACCGAUGAAACUGAAGAAUCAAUUCGUGAUCAAGGAUGGGAUUGCAAAAUGCUGAACGAAUAUUUAAAGACCCAGGGAUUUAGCGGCGAGCCAUAUUACGACACUAUAUAUCCGAAAAUGUCACAGGCCAUUGUGCUGACGAUGCUGGCUGCACAGGAGCAUAUGGAUCGUAGACGAUGCAGUUUUGAACUUUACGGGGCUGAUUUUAUGGUACUGGAUGACCUGUCAGUGUGGCUGAUUGAAAUUAAUACGAAUCCACGUAUGCAUCCACCGAGUUCUAAAAUAACUCAACGACUUUACGAUUCUGUACUUGAGAGUCUUGUCAAAGUUGUGAUGGACUUACCACUCGAUCCGUCCACUGAUACCGGAGGUUUUCAACUCGCUUACAAGGAGAACUCCCUGGAUUUCAUUCCCUAUCUUGGUCCUGGUCUCUUUGUAUUUGGUAAACGUAUGGUACUGCGAGAAAACGAGGAUAAGGAUGUGAACAACACUAGGACAAAUAUUUGCAGUCCCUGGGGGAGACACAGUCGUGCAUGGACAGCACCGGCUAGAUCGCGCAAUAAAAAUCCGAAGAUUGUUGAUUUUGUCAAUAGCUUCGAGCGUUGACGGACUCAACACGAAAUCUGUGAUUGUUGAUUUAUCAAUUUUCGUGAUAUACCAAUAUUUGGCGAAUUCAUUUUUGUAAAUUUGCUUGGGUAAAAAACUCUAUUUUACGGAUACCUCGUUAGUUAACUGGAAACAGCUUUCGUUUGUAGUACAAAAUUCUUCUCAGCCGUGUUUAUUAUUCUCGACAAGACCAUUUUUUUUUCAGUUCUAUCUCACUGCUCAAUCUCCAAUUACUAAUUUAUGAGUUUUCAUAAGAUAUUUUGUUUCUAUAAUAAUAAUUCUUUAUCAAGUACCAAUGCCCUCUGUCAAUGGUAAUAUUCUUGAUAGUCUUUUGAUGGAGAAUGCUUAUAAGCAAGACACUUUUUUUCGUGUUUUUUUUUUCAUUGAUUGGGGCGGAGGGAGAUUUAUUUCUACGACUCUCUAUUGACAUCCAUUAAUUGAAAUUGUCAGUUAAAUAUGCUUUGACAGCCGACUUCGGCCACCCCUCAAAUGGAGUAAUAAGAGUAAAAAUUAUAUCAAAGACAUUGGAU
This is a messenger RNA of Diachasmimorpha longicaudata, 3341 nucleotides long. RefSeq names its product tubulin glycylase 3A-like. NCBI's taxonomy places the organism in Eukaryota, Metazoa, Arthropoda, Insecta, Hymenoptera, Braconidae. Bases 496 to 2811 code for a protein of 771 amino acids. The record is from RefSeq and is a predicted model, not a curated record. Gene Ontology annotation, cellular component: microtubule cytoskeleton; axoneme. The transcript has 10 exons. Gene Ontology annotation, molecular function: protein-glycine ligase activity, initiating. Gene Ontology annotation, biological process: cilium assembly; protein polyglycylation; cilium movement.